Messenger RNA from Iphiclides podalirius (scarce swallowtail), 1893 nucleotides. The record is from the annotation of a GenBank genome assembly. NCBI's taxonomy places the organism in Eukaryota, Metazoa, Arthropoda, Insecta, Lepidoptera, Papilionidae.
AUGACUCUGGGCAUCGUGGAACACCACGCCAUGGUGGGCAUGGACAACAACAAUGUGGAGCCUCUUAUGCCGCGAUGCACCGUACAAUUGGAGUUCUCCAAUAUCAAAUGCUCCAUAAACACCUUCUCGAUCCACAAAAUGAGAUUGGAAACAAAACACAUACUUAAAGGCGUGAAUGGAUGCUUUAAGCCGGGAGAGCUGACAGCUAUCAUGGGUCCAUCCGGAGCAGGCAAGACCACUCUAUUGAAUAUUCUCGCCGGAUACUCUACUAAAGGUGCAAAAGGUGAAAUCAAGAUCAACGGUACACCGACAUGCGCCUCCCAAUCGACGAGCCGUGGCGGCGCGCGCUACAUCCGCCAGCAAGAUGACCUCCGUGUCCAUCUCACCGUAUACGAAUCCAUGUCUCUAGCGGCCGCUCUUAAACUGGCCGACUUCUCACCGCACGAGAGGAAAGAGAAAGUUUACGAGAUUCUGGCUCUGUUGGGGCUCAGUGCAGCAGCCCAAACUCUCUGUCGUGACCUCUCGGGGGGUCAACGACGAAGGUUGGCCGUUUCUUUGGAGCUACUGUCUGAUCCCUCCUUAUUAUUCCUCGACGAGCCAACGACGGGCUUGGAUUCAUCAGCAUCGACAUCCCUUAUCUCUUUAUUGAAUGGCUUAGCCCGCGGAGGGAGGACUUUGAUAGCGACCAUCCACCAACCUUCUGCGUUGCUCUUCGAGAGGAUUGAUUCAGUAUACUGCCUAGCAAACGGGCGGACAUUAUAUUCAGGAUCGAGAACGCAACUUAUACCAGCCUUAACGAGCGCUGGCCUGCGUUGCCCACCGUACCACAACCCUGCUGAUUUCUUAAUGGAAGUGGCGUCCGGAGAGUACGAAGUCGAUCUUGUGAAGGUGGCGAAAACCAUGGUCCAUUUUAAGUCUGAGCCCGCUGCUGCUUCUAGUUUGGAAGAUUUACCCACCGCACCGUCUUUAGCUAACCAUCUAAGUUUUAAUGACGAGCUAAAACAAAAGCCUCUACAAAGCAACGCUAAAUAUCAAAGAAGUUACUCAAAGAACAUUUACAGACCGUCCGGCAAUAUUCGUCAAACCUGGAUUCUACUUUAUAGAAACUAUUUAAUGACGACGAGGAAUUAUUCGCUAUUUAUGUACAGAGUGGCAGCCCACGUGGUGAUAGCUCUCAUCUUCGGUUAUUUGUACUCUGGAGUGGGAAGCGAGGCGAGCAGUGUUCUAGGAAACUAUGUCUAUUUGUACGGAUCGAUGCUUCUCGUCGUGUAUACUGGAAAAAUGUCGGUAACACUUUCGUUUCCGUUAGAGAUGGAUAUCCUGAAGGGUGAAUACUUCAAUCGCUGGUAUAACCUGGGUCCGUACAUCUUCUCAAUUCUAGCUGUCGAGUUACCAUUCCAGAUGAUUUCUUGCGUAUCGUAUGUUGUGCUUUCGUACUGGCUGACUGACAAUCCACUGGAACCGACUCGGGCGACUCUAUUCCUGGCUACCGUAGUCGCGACGUCGCUUUGUGCACAGGCGUGGGGCUACUUCAUCGGUUCCACUACACCCACAAAGAUCGCAGUAUUCAUAGGUCCAGUUCUGGCUUGCCUGUUCUCUGUGUUCGGCUUUUGCCUAGCCUUGUCGGAUACGCCCUAUCCGUUCCGUUGGUUGCACCACAUAUCUUACUUCAGGGCUGGGUUCCACGUGGCUGUUCACUCCGUAUAUGGCUUCAAUAGAACGAAAAUUCACUGUUCGAAAGAAUAUUGCCACUACAUCACACCGAGUAAGUUUCUCGUUGAAAUGGAUAUGGCCCACGUGGACGUUGGAGGAAACAUGGCACUAGUAUUGUCAACUACAGUUCUAAUGCACAUUUUGACUUGUGCCGCCCUCUGGUACCGGCUUAACAAGAGA